This is a messenger RNA of Gopherus flavomarginatus (Mexican gopher tortoise), 2821 nucleotides long. RefSeq names its product sperm acrosome associated 1 (gene SPACA1). The record is from RefSeq and is a predicted model, not a curated record. The coding region runs from base 1 to 951 and encodes 316 amino acids. Gene Ontology annotation, cellular component: acrosomal membrane. Gene Ontology annotation, biological process: acrosome assembly. The transcript has 8 exons. NCBI's taxonomy places the organism in Eukaryota, Metazoa, Chordata, Testudines, Testudinidae.
AUGGGGCUGCGGGCGGCCGGGGACGCGGGGCGCCUCGCCCUGCGCCUGGGGCUGCUCCUCAGCCUGCUGGCCCAGCAGCCCGUGAGCGCCAAGAAUGACAGCGGCUCUGCCCUCGAGCAAGCCGUGGUGGAGCCGAUAGUGCAGCUGUUAGAGCCGGGUUUGAAUGCUACAGUAUCCAAGGAAGUAGAAUUUGGAACAUGCACAGUGACGUGUGGUAUUGGCAUUCGAGAAGUUAUAUUAAUCAAUGGGUGCCCUGGAAGCGAAACAAAAUGUAUUGUUCGUGUAGAGGAAUGCAGAGGACCAGUAGAUUGUGGAUGGGGUAAACCAAUUUCUGAAAGCCUUGCAACUGUGAAGAUCCCAUGUAUUUUUAUACCUCCAGAGAAUCGAUUUACAUAUCUUUGGAAAUUGUUAAUUCCAGACCAGCAAUCACUGAUUCUUCCUAAUGAUUCGGCUAUUCUGGAGGUACACAGGGAUACCCAUCCAGUAGCUUUCCAGUGUGACACAAAAGAAAAUAAUGAAAUAGUUGCCUCUGUAAAAUAUACAGUAUAUACAACAGCUGAAUUGGAAACAAGAAGAUUAAGAAGACCAAACACAGAUAUAGUUCUGGUGUUUGUCCUGAUAACUGGAGUUAUUGUUUGUGUUGGUGUGAUCUUUGCAUUAAUCUUCAUAAUUCUUCACUGGGCAGCUGUAAAAGCAUUCUGGACAUCAAAAGUUGGUAAGAGCUCCAAAGAAGAACAAUCAAGCUCUCAAGGUUCAAUGAGAACCAUAGAAGAAGCACCAGGAUCAGGAUCUGUAUUGGCAUCAGGAUCAAGAUUAGCAUCAGGAUCAAGAUUAGCAUCAGGAUCUGGAUUAGCCUCAGCAACAAUGUCAGUACCAACAUCAUCACAUAUAGAUACUACUGGACAAGAACAGGAGUCUUUCCAUGAAUGGAACAAUGAAGAAGAGAAUUAGAAAGAAAAAUAAGACUAGACUAAAUUAAAAGAUUAUCUGAAAAGAGAUUAUAAUAAAGCAUGUUUAAAAUACUCACAUUACUGGUUUUAAGAUUUUUUUUUAACAUACAUUGGGUAUAUAGAGCUGAACCUUAAAGAUGGUGUGGUAAAAAUACUAGACCCUGCUGCCCUGCACCAAAGGGCCAUGCUAUUGACUCUGGCCGCUAGACCACACUGUCCUGUAUUGAAAGGCAGCACUAUUAACUCUAGCUGCUAGGCCACGCUGCCCUUGGGCACCAGGGCUUUUAACUUUUUACUGGUCCUUAGACCCCUGGGUGGCGAGAUCAGAGACAGACAAGUGGACCAUAUCCCCCCACAAUCCUUCUUUUGGGCCAGGGUGUGCAUACACCACCACAAAGGCCCUUUAAAAAUUUGUCCCCAAAAUAAUUAAAAUAAACGUUAUGACCAAAUUCCUUGGAUAAGUGAAAUCUCUGAAAAGGGACCCUUGGAAAUAACAGUUUUGGUAUUUUACAUCAUAGUGACUUAAAAAAAAAAGACUCAUUUCAGAUACUCAAGAAUGGACAAAAUUGGUUCUCAAUAAACAGUAUAUUGUUUAAAAACAGAAACACAAGAAAAGUAUAUACAGAACAUGGCAUUUGCAAACUACUGGACAAAGCUACAUAGCCAUAUAGAUGCAGAUCCAGGAAAUUUACACUCAACUGGUGAAGAGCUUGUAUAUUGUGAAAAAUGAUGAUCUUUGGGUUUUAUUCUUCUUCCUUAAUUUUUGGCAUUCUAAAACCUCUCACAAUACCCGCCGUCCCAAGAAAAUUAAAUGCAAAAGUCCAGCAUUAAAUAUGAAACAGUACCUAGCUGCUCCAUACUUAGAGUUGCAACUCACUUUCUGUUACAACUCUAAAGUUAUGAGAUCACAAGCACUCAAAAGUCAGGAAACUUCAAAAGUUAAGGUUGCUCUGGCAAAGUUCCUACAUUCUUACACCCUGUAUUAUUUUAUUAUCUUCUUUACCCUGCUAGAUGUAAACCUUAAUGUAUUACUUUUUCUAUUAGUCCACAUUAUAAAAUACAUAAAAUGCAACAUAGCCUUUUAAAUAUAGCCAUAGCAACCUUUUAAUUUUUUGAAUUUCCUUAGUUUUGAUCCCACAACCUGAACAUUGCACUACUUUUUUUUCACUAUGGCAGAUAAGCUGAAGGAUAUCCAGAAAUAAAGGAUGAUCCUUUUGGAAUUCAUAACUCGUCUGUAUGCGAUCCUCCAUCUGUCUCAGAAAAUUUAGGAUACAUUUAUAUAGUUAUUUAGGUCUUGAUGUAUGUUUUAUUUAUGUCUGAUCUAAUACUGUAUAUGAUGGAAAUCAGUUUUUCUUUGACAGCUUUACUGUUCCUUGUUGGUGUCAUAAACAGAUGGUUAAGGCUUAAUGUCUCUUUUACCUGUAAAGGGUUAAGAAACUCAGUAAACCUGGCUGACACCUGACCAGAGGACCAAUAGGGAGACAAGAUACUUUCAAAUCUUGGUGGAGGGAAGUCUUUGUUUGUGCUUUUUGUUUGGUUUGUUGUUCGCUCUCGGGACUGAGAGGAACGGGACAUCAUUCCAGGUUCUCCAAAUCUUUCUGAAUCAGUCUUUCAUGUUUCAAAAUUGUAAGUAGUAGCCAGGCAAGGCGGAUUAGUCUUAUGUUUGUUUUCUCAACUUGUAAAUGUGUCUUUUUGCUGGAAGGAUUUUUACCUCUGUUUGCUGUAACUUUGAAUCUAAGGCUGGUGCAGGGGGGUCCCUCUGGUCUAUAUGAAUCUGAGUACCCUGUAAAGCAUUUUCCAUCCUGAUUUUACAGAGGUAACUUCUACUUUUUUUCUUUCUUUAAUUAAAAGUUUUCUUUUUAUGAACCUGA